This is a messenger RNA of Fusarium proliferatum ET1, 453 nucleotides long. RefSeq lists its product as uncharacterized. NCBI's taxonomy places the organism in Eukaryota, Fungi, Ascomycota, Sordariomycetes, Hypocreales, Nectriaceae. The coding region runs from base 1 to 453 and encodes 150 amino acids. The record is from RefSeq and is a predicted model, not a curated record. The transcript has a single exon.
AUGGCGGUCUCUCCCGAAGCCGCUGCCAUUAUCCAGCGUAAGAAGGCGCAAUACUGUCGUUUCGCCGACUCCAAUCAAUGGAACCGCUUCGACAGCAUCAUGCUUCCCAACGCGACGUUUCUCUUCCACAAUCCAGAUGGCAGUGUGAUUACAAAGGGAGACAUUGAGUACUCGUGGUCAUCUACAAAAGAUUGGGUAGCGUUCUUCGAGAAUGAGUUCAAGACGAUGCAGACGAUUCAUAUUGUUGGACCAGCGGAGAUGGAACAGAUUGCACCUGAUGAGAUCAAGGCUAUCUGGGCUGUUACGUAUCAUGCUGGGACGAAGGAACAUGAGGGUGGUGUUCAUGGAACAGGCGGUGGGCAUUAUCACGAGACGUGGAAGAAGGUUGGUGAUGACUGGUUUAUGGAGAGUUUGAGGAUGGAAAGACUUUACUGGAAGGUAUUGAGCGUUUAA